Penicillium crustosum is the source of this 384-nucleotide messenger RNA. RefSeq lists its product as uncharacterized. Lineage: Eukaryota; Fungi; Ascomycota; Eurotiomycetes; Eurotiales; Aspergillaceae. The record is from RefSeq and is a predicted model, not a curated record. The transcript has 2 exons. Bases 1 to 384 code for a protein of 127 amino acids.
AUGAGAAGAAAAUCGGUGAGUAUUGGUGGUGGUGGUGUGUGUACUACUUCGGCCCCAGCUUUCUUAUUCGGUGCAGCAAAGAAGCAGGCAAAAAAAUGUGAGAAUUCUUUCAGUAUAGUAUCAUCCCCCUCAACUGACAGGAACCCUCCUGCCGCAAAAUCUUAUCCCGCCCUUGAUGAGGCCGUGGUCCAUUUGCUGAUCACGGGCAAGUUUUCCGAGAAGUUCUCACUACAAGACGUCCAAAAGUGGGGGGAAUCCCCCGCCACAGAAUCUAUUGCGCUUAAGGCGUGGCGACCUUUUAGUACUGAAGCGGUCACUGAGGAGGCUCUCGCGAACCUGAACGAAUGGAAGGCCAACCCUGCAAAUCGCAUGCUAACUUUCUAA